Ooceraea biroi (clonal raider ant) is the source of this 1363-nucleotide messenger RNA. RefSeq lists its product as uncharacterized. Gene Ontology annotation, cellular component: membrane. Lineage: Eukaryota; Metazoa; Arthropoda; Insecta; Hymenoptera; Formicidae. The record is from RefSeq and is a predicted model, not a curated record.
ACGACAAUGGCGAAGGAUCUCGUGACCUUACUGUGGCUGUCGGCGGCGCUGACCGCGGUCCUGGCGCUACCGACGAGCGACAAGACCACCGGAAGUGACAACGACCUGAUGGCGAGCAUAUACGCCGACUGCCUGAAGAAGGAGUCCAUCAGCUGCAUCAAGUACAAAGUAUUCACGUACGUCGACAAGAUGCUGGCCGACAAGGAGGACAUCACGCUGUCCGAGGGUAUCACCGUGGUGAAGACGUCCAACGCGGAAGAGGGUGCACCAAGAUCCAUCGAGUCCAGCGACUUGGAUACGCUGUUGUUCGAUCGGCUUGGAAGAUUCCUGAGGACGCACACGGUUAAAGUGGACCUCAAGGGCAGCGACAUCCUGGGCGCGAUCGAGUCCGUAGGGCGCAGCUUCGAGGACUACAGCGACAACGCUGUCGAGAGCCGCGGCAAGAAGAAAAAGGCGCAGAAGAUUCUGGGACCACUGAUGAUGGCCAUGGCGAUGAAGGCGGCCGCCCUGCUGCCCCUCGCCCUCGGCGCGAUCGCCAUGAUCGCCGGCAAGGCCCUGCUGGUGGGCAAGAUCGCCCUCGUGAUCUCGGCCAUCAUCGGGCUGAAGAAGCUCCUCGGCUCCCAGCAGAAGCACGUGACUUACGAGGUGGUGUCGCACCCGCAUCACAGCAGCAGCCACGUCGUCAGCCACGACGACGGUGGCCAUGGUGGCGGCUUUGGUGGUGGCGACUACGGCGGCGGCUACGGCGGCGGCGGCGGCGGCAGCAGCGGACACGGCUGGGCCAGAAGUCUACCGCAGGACGCCCACGAAAUCGCGUAUCGCGCCCAUCAACCUCAAGCACAGGCUUAAUCGUAGAAAGUUUUCAUCUCCCUCAUUUCCCUCUCGUUUCCUUUCGUCUCUCUCUUUGAUUUCCUCUCCUUUCUCCUGCCUCCUCUCGCCCCGCUUGCUCUUCGUUAUCUUAUCUUUGUUAUCGAAUUUUCUCUUUUCUCCAUCUCGUCAUUUCCCAUGUCGCUACUGUGCUACGAUGCUCGGUCCGUUUCUCGUUCCGGAAAAGAAAGCUGGAGCUCUCUUGCAGGUCCCACUAUCUUCCGCCACCUUGGCUUGACUCGAGGAUCGAGCUUACUUCGAUUUCCUGUUUUCUUUUUCCCUUUUCCCUUUCGUCCUUUUGGCUAAUUUUCUCUCACGUCCUUUCUCUUUCUCGCCUCGUUUCCCUCUUCUUCACCUUACACCAAUGGUCGAUUCAUCCCACGGCCAGUCACCAGUACCUCUGGGAAAUGCUCAUUGUUUUAUGUGUAUUAGAUUUACGUUGCGAGCUCGUUAUUUAUUCGUUGUACUCUUACAUGAUUAAUAUUUAUUUGACGUU